Messenger RNA from Amoebophrya sp. A25, 8899 nucleotides. The record is from the annotation of a GenBank genome assembly. NCBI's taxonomy places the organism in Eukaryota, Dinophyceae, Syndiniales, Amoebophryaceae.
CUUAUUGUGCAUUUUUUAGUUUCUAUCUUCUUAUUUGUGCCCAGAGCCUUAUGCUCUAGUACUUGUGUGAAGGUGGACGAAGUCAAGUUGUAUAAUAAAUCGAUCGCAAUAUAGUACCUACUUCAUUAUCUCGGUAUCCUGCACUCAGACCCACGCAGGGUUUCAUCUAUCAAAAAUAGGUAAUCACAAUCAUCAUUAGAUGAUCUAGACUGCUUAAUACACUAAAUCUAAAAAAGAUGGCAUCAGUCGUGUUGUUCUUUCAGGUCAUUGCCUUUGCAGCAUGAUGUCACUUGCAAAUUCUAUCAGGGACUGGAGCGCUAAGAAAAUACAAAGUUCGUCGUGGCAGAAAGAACAAGCUUGCUGGCAGAACUACUUUGCAUAAACAAGCUGCGCGAGGGACACAACAGAUACUAUUGCAGUAGUGCAUUACUCCUACUGGUGCUCGUCGUGACAGCACAAUUCGCUCAAGUCCGCAGCGCCGGAUCUGUGCGUCGUACAAUCGGAUUCCUGCCGUGUAGUAGAACAAAACUUCAACUAUCGCAACUUUUGCUGUGCUUAUUGGAACUUCACGAUUACGCGCACAGCGCCGCACUGCACAACGCUGAACUACAAUUGCACGUCUAGAAGCUGUGCUGCACACGGCUAUCAUACUAGAGCCUUCCUCAAGUAGAAGAAUGUCGAGCGCAAAAACUGAGGAUAUCAGUAGUCACGACAUACUGAUUUUAGAGAAAAAGAACUCCACUACUAAACACGAGGAAGAAAUGUCCUCUGUAGAUACAACACACUCCGAACCUGAAUCAAGCGCGCCUGAAAGCACUGAACAAGGGUAUUUUUUCUUCCUUGCCAGAAAGAUCGAGGUUGUACUCUCCGUCUCCUCAAUCAUUAAUAAGAAGUUGUAAACGGAAGAAUUGCUACAUGACCAGUACUAGGAGUAGGCUCAGUAUUAUUUGCUAUUGCUCAACAUUUUUUUUUAUGGUCUACGUACUUUUCAUUUCACAUUUUUGACCAACAACAGAUUCGUCGCUCACACCGGUGGUGGGGAGUCGGAUGACACACCACCACCACCUCCACCCGAUGACUCACCUGAGGAUGACUCACCCGAAGAUGAUUCACCGGUCGUCGUAACAGCGCAACCACGACUAGACCAACAGCAAGAUGGAACAAAUAAUGCAGCGGGACCAGGACUACAGACUAGCACAGGAGGGGCCGCUGUGGUGGCCCCACCUGGGGCCUCACAACUUGCCGGUCAGCUUACAGUCACAGGAGCAGGCGCAUCAACAGAGCAGUUCUCGGCACAAGCUGGGCUGGGUACAAUUUUCUGCAUCGAUGGACAGUUUUAUAUGCAGCAGCAGCCGAUGCAGCUGGCCCCCACUACCUCUACUUCGGGAAUCAUGCAACUCGGAUCGCAGUUGCAAAUGUCUUCCACUGUAAUUAUAUGGCUUCUUCAAUAUGGAGGUUGUUGCUGUUGGUUCUGAUUCGUCAUCAUAGUGUUCUCCUUACUCAACACGUGAACGACGAUCUGAACAAGCUGAACAAGUCUGUAAGUCCCUAGUCGUGUGAAGAUGUCCUUUUUUGUUCUAAUCUUUGGAGCAAGUGGUACACCUCCCGUAGCACCAGGUGGCGCAGUUGGGCAAAACAAUUUGAUCGCUACAACAGCCUCCUCACCUACGGCAGGAGGUGCGAGGAGAGCCCAAUGGACGUCAGAUCCUAACGAGCCACCUGGUACCUACGUCAACGGGAUGGUAGUUUACAGUGGAGAAGCACCCGUCUUCGAUCGGCCUGAUCCUAGUCUGCUGAAGAAUAAAGUGGUACUCGUAUUUUUUGGUUCGUCAUGGUACCUAGUCCAUUAUCUACUUUAUUUUUUUGCAGAUGCAACCUUCUAGUAUCACAGCAGCAACAGCACCUGGUGACUUCUCGUCAGCUCAGCUUCAUAAAGAUAUCUUCAACACCACCUUCCUACUAGGGCGACGCCGAGAAAUACGGAGAAAGGGGAGGGCUGCAAUCGUGUCCGGAACUGCAGGAGCAGAUAUCGGCAGCGCAAGCUCUAGCCAAGCUAAAGGCAGAGUUAGAGUCAAGCGACGUCCUAGAACAUGGACUGACGCUAGACAUGGCCACUUACUCACGCCUCUUUGGAGAUGGUAGUGCGAAGAUUCAAAGUAGUUCCUCUCAGCAGGCAAAUGGAGGAUCUUCAAGUUGUCCAAUUAUAUCCGGCGGAGCAGGGGUCCAAGUCCAAAACCAAGGCCCUGUUCUUGAGGACGACAAACCAAACGCCAAUGAAGAUACUACUUAUCCUCCAGGCACGACCAGCACAAAGGAUACAACUGCAACUAGUAGUAAGACCACUGUCGGUGGUGCUAGUGGAGAUACCAGUAGUAAAACAACGAUCACGAUAGAUGAGAAUGAGAUGAGAACCCUAGCGGCCGCAUCGCCGACGGCUUUUUUUAUAAGUACAACAGGAGCAGAUGGAGAUGAUAUUAAACGAGAACUAGAAGAUGCACCACCAGGAAAGCCUGCAGAUGCAGGAUCGAUACUUAUGAUUUGUUGUAUUAAGUACUGCUACUUCAAAUCUUCUUGAAAUUGUACAGUACUUGAUUGGAGGUCGCUUCCCGAGUCCUUUGUUCACCGGCACUUCAUUUGUGGUGAAAGCCGACCUCCUUCCUUGUUAUGCUUCUACAAAAGUUCCUCCUGCUCUUGCUUCUUGCACUCCUAAAAUAUCUCCUGCUCCGAUCACCCCAGCAAAGAGUUCGCCGAAGACCACCUUGGAUCCCAAUGCCGCAGUCUUUGUGCCGAAGAGCGACAUUGGACUCCAUGAGACUUCCUUGUCUCUGGGAACAGUCAGCGACCAGCAACUGCUGGCGUCCGAACCAUUACAGCAGAGUCAACAGGUGCCUUUAUGAUAGAAGAACGGCAUUAUAUUGCCAAAAGAUAAGCAAGAUGAGGAUAUUGAGAGAAUAAAGUAAUGAUAGUGGGCUGGAGUUUCUUGAUCUAUUAAUCGUGAAAUAAUAUAGAACUUCUAGUUUCAUCUGGUCCUCGCGUUCCUCCCUAAAAAUGAUGUUGAAGAAUAGUUUCGUACGAGUGGAUCUUUUCCCCUCUCCUCCCUAAUGACUCUUCCAGGAAGAAGGCCAGAUUCCCAUAUCAAUCAAAUGAAAGCUAGGAUGUUCUCACAAUUUUCAGUCCGAAGAAUUUCUUCUGAAGUUGCCGGUUGCAUUUCCUUUCUUUGCCUCUUCUUUUCACAAUCUUGCCAAGAAUACUUUUUUGCCUUUUAGUACAAGAUCCUUGCUGCGGUCCCUUCGUGCUAAUACGCGCCACGCCUAGCUCCCUUUAGAUUACUUUCGUACGAGUGGAUCUUCUCCCCGUUCCUGAGUCCUGUCCUUCUAAACAAAAGUGAUUAUGUUCUUUUAGACGGAGAGCAGCCACAAGCACAAGGCUUUGCCGCUGGCGAUCCGGUUCAGUUAGUCCAAGCGAAUUGGCAACUACCCAGGCAACAAGUUUAUGCGGUCAUUAACGGAAACUUCUAUCUUGCGGAGCCUGUGCCAGGGACUGGUAUAGAAGUACGCACCUAGUUCGUAGUAAAUCUUAUAUAUAAGCAUGCCGCUUAUACUUUUUGAUGAGCUCCUUUAGUUCUUUCUGAUGAAUGAUUCUUUUACCUUGAAGAUGUAGUAGAUACAAACAGAGAAAGAUGAAUACGAUUGACACCUUUUCGACGAAUUGCAUCUCAUGAACAAAUUAUUAUGUGCCUCGACUUCCUCAGGUGCCCCUCCGUCUGCUCCUACAGAAGUUGCGGGUGGAGCUGGAGGAGCGGCGCCUUCACGCGGGGGACCGCUAUCUACUGGUGGAAGAGGAAAGGGCCAGCAGCCUGUGAUGUAUAGUAAUUUGAACCGCCCUCCUCCACCAGCAGCAAGAAGCAAAAACUUUUAUAGCCAUAUAAACCCACCCGCACCCCCAAACAACUAUAAUGGGUAUGGCAGGAGUAACAACUUCAAUGCAAGUUCUUACAACUCGUCUAGUAUCGGAGCCGGAGGCGUAGGGGGAACAAGAGGUCUAUUUUUAGCCUCCGGAGGCGGUAAAAAAGGUGGGCAUCAAAUCAAAGGAGCAGGUGGAGGAGCACAUUUGUUCCAACAUCAAAUGUCUACUUCUUCUGGAGGGGCAUCUUACAAUACGACCCAAGUGGUGAAAAAGACUUCUAGUGUUGGUAGUGGGAAUACCCCGCCAGGUCCACCUGUAGUUAUGGUCUUCACAACAUAAGUAUUUAGUGUAGUCCAUGAUCUUUCUCAGCCUACUCAGCAUGAUGAUCUCGAUAUUACGCUUUUGUUUCCCUUGUAUUCUACUCGAAAACUCCUUGUAUUCUAUAGCGAGUUACUGUUGAUGACUGAAAUAAGAGAGUCUUGACUACAUUUCCCUUCUUUCAGUAUCUCCCUCAUUUUCACUAGUUACAACUCGCUUAUUUCAGUUUAUCGAAUACGUUUCUUCAGGGGAAGAGAACAAGGGGUCGAGCUGAGUAGAGGAGGACUGAGAUGAAUAAAAGCUGGCAGCUCUAAUGUCGGGACGAAUAAAAAACCAAAAUCUUCGAUAUAUCAGCAACUUGUGGCCCCUCCACGUAGCACUACACAUCCUGCGCCCCAGCUUGUUCCGCAUCGUUCGACUACCUCGUCUUCAUCCAGCACUUCUUUGAAAGCUGCGGGGGCAUCGGCAAACAAGAUGAGCUCAGGACCGGGAACGGGUACAGCGGGUGCAGCUGUUCCAUCUAGUACUACUUCGCCUUCUAUAGCUCCAGUGAAAAAUUUCUAUUCGUACAUGAAUAAGAAUCACGGACGCGGGACUCCUCCAAGUGUCACAAAGCAGCAACGGACGCCACCACCCCCUCCUAAGGACAGGCCAGUAAAGAGGCGUGGAGGGAAUAAGUGGACUGUGACAGGAGCAAACCCUAACAUUAAGGGUUUCGACAUUGCAUUCUUCACUACCAUCCUUCCCUCGUUUUCCAGUAGGAAGAGGGCCAAGGAUGUUCUGAAGAAUGCAAUUCCGCAACCUCUAAUAACACGGUUACAGCAGCAAUGCCUGGUGCAUCGGCUACUCCUCCUUCAAAUAGUGGUCCAUUACAAGUACAACGGCCUGGUGCAUCGGCUACUCCUCCUUCAAAUAGUGGUCCAUUACAACAGCCUGGACCUGGUGUCAAAAACAAUACCGGAUCACGACCAGAAGACGAGGCAAGAAGAAGCGUUGAAGAUAAACCUCCAGCUAGCGAAAGAAAUAAUGACAAAGCCAAACAAGCCAAAGUAGGCGCAAGGUCGAGUGCGACCGAACUCGAAGCGCCAACCUCGUCUAGUACAACUAAUGGAGUACCAAGUGCAAGUGCUGGGGAAAAUCGCGGUAGGACUACAAGCAGUGGAAGCAAGAAAAAGGACAAAGCGACGUCGACGAAACAACCAUCGGCAGAACCCACUAGCACUACAACUUCCACUGUUGCUGAAUCAAGCGAAACGCCAAAGUUUACCUCGGAAACUCCAAAGUUUACUCCAGAAGCGGGCCCUAGUUGCGAUUUGAGUGAGACCGAGCGCCACGAGAUGAAGGACGUUCUCAACUCUGAAGACUGCGCAGUUUUGAAGGAGAUUUGGGAAAAGUACAACGAACUACAACUCCUGUUAAUAUUCGCUGGAAUUUUAGAAUGAAAACAGUGACAUCACAUUCUUCUUGGCAUUUAGAUUUGGGUGCUUCCUUGUAAAACUACAACAGGCAUUGUGAUUUCUACAACAGGCACUGUGAUGCCCGUCGAACGACUGGGUCGAUGCAGAAUUUUAGAGCGUAACGCAAUAGGAAUACACAUCUUGCACCAUUUUGGGGGGUGUUUAUUCCUAUCCUGAAACCGUGCGACCCCGAGGAUAGAGAGAAACGCGGCGGCAGGAAUCAACGCCGCCCCGAGUUGUGAAAAUCGUGCGCAAUUUCGCUCGUUCGCUGUGUAUAUUCCUAUCCCGGGAAAGGUUUCCCAGAUCGUGCUUUCGUCUAUCGUUCUGCAGUCGUGUCGGUUCAGAACGGAACCUGUGAAAGGGUUCGAAAUCGCAAAAGCUGCGAAGGUCGAUCGCAUAGUUUGCGUCCUCGCUAGUCUGCUGAGAGUAUUUGCGUCGUGUUGUCUUUUUGUUUGGUAGCUUAAGAAAGUCCGUAGAGCGUUGGGUGCUGUGCUCUGCUGAUUAUGCUAGUCCCGGCCCAUCUUGCCUCAUGUGAGAGAAGUCCACACUGCCCCAAUUUGUUGGAGCUGUUUGCUGGCGAUCUGUUGAGGGUUGAGCCAUACAAAAGCUGCAGCCUUGAAGUGGUCUCGUUGGGUAAUCUCGACGAAGAAAGGGCGGGCGAGUGACUGGCAACGCACUGACGCAGCAACAUUCUGACUCGCUUCCAAUUCAAGUCCACCUAUGGCGUCUCUUCUUUUUUGCCCCCCCCUCUCCCCAAGUUCUUAGCUUACUUAUGCAUGGCGCAACGAACUUGCGCCAUUUUCUUUGUUUCCGAAUCAUUCUUGCUUUUUUCAUUGUUCGGCGUGCUUGGCUUUCUUGUUUGUUGCGCAAACAAGUAGGGCCAUGGAUAAACACAGCACAGCGCGCGCGAAUUAGCUCGCAAAGUAUGGCGAUGCCCGUGGUCUAUGUAUAAGCAUGCCGCUCCUAGUGAUAACUCUCGAAGCUAUGAAAAUAAGAAACACUGGGCGCACUGCGAUCAGGUUAGUCGCUAGGGCUGUGUCGUUGGCUGCUUCCUAUGUUUCUCAUUGAUUUGGGACGUUCGCCGCAUCAAUUUUGCGCCUGAGAGGCGCCUUGGCAGGGCCUGUUCUCCCGCGCAAUAGAGCUAACCUUCUGACGCGGCGUCGCCUCGGUUUGUGCUCCCGCGCCAUCUGUCUUGUAAAUCUGUCGCCCUCUGUCUCUGUGUCUGUGGUUUCCGUGUGCCCUUCGUGCCAUGAGUGUCGCGCCGAUCUUUCAGCAAGUAGGUUGCUCUGGGUCAUUUCAUCUGUGCGCACUUCCGUCUCCCUCGGUCUUCUCCCUUCGAUUAGGUCGCAGCAGUAUGCUCUGGCGGUGCUCCUUCUGGCUUCCUUAAUGGUAUUAGAAUUGUAUGACUGCGCAGCGUUUUCCAGCGUAGCCUGCUCCUAGUUAACGCUGCGACUUAUGUUGGGGGGGCUUUGCUUAUUCUUAUCGUUCCGUUUCCCUCUAUCGUUCUGCAUCUAUCAUCAUCAUCAUCAACCUAGGACGAGCAGCACCACCAACGUAUGCAAGAAGUAGCCCACAUCUCUACCGCGACAGGUAUCGCGACGACCUCGAAGCGCCCAAGUUGGAGAAGAAGCCUGAACUGACUUCCGAAGAACGGGAUGAGUUUUUUCGCCUGUCGAAUAAAGUAGUGCAGCGCAUGGCUGGUUUGUAUCAAGCGCCGUUAUCCUUGGACCAAGCUCAGCUUUCCGCAACGAAUGCCUCAGGCCACAAACGACACGCAGAUAAUUUCGUUUUCAAGACAAGGAGAAGUACUAGAGGACUACUAGCUAUGAUUUAGAAGAUUGUACUACAAACAUUGCUCCUCAACACCUCAACAGAAACUGUCCUACCCCCCCCAACGGAGACUGUCCCACCUCUAAUCCUCUUCAUUUUUUUGAUGCUAGAACGAAGUACGUCCAAAUGGCCAUCCACUACAAAACACAACUCAUGAAGAUGUUGAAUUUUUCUGUAAAAAAACCUCCAGAACGAUCGAGAACGAAGAGUGGGUCUUCACUGCACGAGAUGUCGCUACAGGACAUGCUGAGACCUAGUCGCACCUCAAGUAUAGGAUCCGAGUCAGAUCUAGUUCUAGCAGAACAAGAUUCUUCUGCUGCAGCAACAAAAAACAAGGAGGAAUCGCGAACGCCCACUACUCCGUGUGUGCCUGUAGUUAUGUGGAAGGCUUUGAACAACAAGACGCGUAGCUCUAGUUGAAGAAAUUGAUUCUUACUGUUCUUUUAAUAGUGACUUCCUUAUGUUGUCUGUGUCUUAAUCAUCUAGAAUUUGUUUUCUAGUACCUCCUGUCGGAAGAUAACGAUGAAGAUGAAGAACGUCCUUAUGUAUCAUGAUCAAAAGUUUGAUUCUCUAAUCUGAAUGUUAGAAGUGUUGAUCUGUGCAAAACCGGUCCCGCAGGUGAAGCUUCAUCAACAGCUGCGGCAGAUGAGGAGUCAAUAUCGAAUCUCGUUGUGUUUUGGAAAACCAAUUCGACGGCUCAUCGUACCAACACAUACAUUUGUUUUUUCUAGGAAUGAACGAUAAACAUCAAGCACUAGUACAACGUAUUUAUAAGUCCUAAAUCUGGCUGCAUCCAAAUAUGGUGAAAAAUACCGUUAAAUUUUCCUCGUCUUAUGAUCACAUCCUCGUCUCCUCAUAAGGUAACUACGCCGCCUCUGUGAAUUUAGUGGCUCCAUCCGACUACGAGGGUGGUGAAGUACGAUUUUUCGUCCAUCUGUACGAUGCAGAGCCAUGCUCUGUGUACAAGUCAGAGAAGGGGUGUGGUGUUUGCUUCACCGGUUGCCCCAAAAAUGUUCAUGAUGUCACCGGAGUUACCAGCGGCUUUCGCCUUUGCUUGUUGGUAUGAUUCACUUACAAGUGUAGGUGACUUGUCACUUCUAAUUUGAUCGCUGUAGAAGUACUACUGGUAUGCAUAAAAAUGACUUCGCGUGGCUGAUUGUCGUGAAGUAGUAGAAUAAUAGGGAUUUCAUCUUCCACCUACUUCUACACUGAAAUCUAAAGAACAUCAGGUUUGGACCCGUCCCGGUGGCACUUCUUGUCCGAAGGAAGCUCAAAACGCGCACUAUCACCGACCUGGUACUGGAGAAGCUGUCUGGCUGAAUUAUGGGGAUAUGACAAAAGGCCAACAGGAAAGCCAGUGCAUGCCUCAAACUGAAGGUCCCAAGUAG